AUGGCUGAACAAGAGCAAGAAAGCGCCCGAGUUAGAGCUGAACUAGACGAAAUCAAAGGAGGCAUGUCCCAGAUGCGAGAGAUGCUGCAAGCUUUAACCUUCAGGUUUGAGGUUCCACAAGCGACCGUUAUUUCAGAGACCACGGGCCCAACAGUGGAAGUCCCACCUCAAAGGACGUUACCCUCAACCCUUCCUCCAUAUGGGCUACCUUAUGACUUCGUCCCCCGAGCGGAGGUGGUGCACGACAUGGGGCAACCUGUCCAACAAGCCGUGCCAUUACCGGUUUACACUGAGGCACGUUCAGUCAUCCAUACUGUGGUUCCACCAGCCGCCUAUGCUAGGCAUGUUCCUCAUUAUGAAGAUCAAAACCACAUGUAUCAGACUGUCGACUCAACCGUUGCUGGUGACAAAGUAAGGUUUGAGGAUUUCAAAGAAGUAAAGGAGAACAUGCAGCUCCUUGAGAAGAAGUUCCGGGAUUUAGAGGGUGACCACGUCUUUGGAUCUGCUGCCAAAGAAAUGUGCCUUGUAUCCGGGUUGGUGAUUCCAGCAAAAUUCAAAACCCCGGACUUCGACAAAUACAAGGGGCAUACUUGUCCAAAGAGCCAUCUCAUCAUGUAUUAUCGAAAAAUGGCUGCACACGUGGAAGAUGACAAGCUGAUGAUCCAUUGCUUUCAAGAUAGUUUGAGUGGGGCUCCUUCCAUGUGGUAUUUGAGUCUGGAUCAGAAUAGGAUCAGGUGUUUCCAAGACCUGUCAGAUGCGUUCAUAAAACACUACAAGUAUAACAUGGAUAUGACGCCUGACAGAAGACAGCUGCAGAGCAUGUUCCAACAUGAUAAGGAGUCCUUCAAGGAGAAUGGAAAACUGGCGGCUGUAGCUGGAACUUCAAAUGCUAAUCCAAAGAAGUUCUCUGGAGGGUUUCCUAGAAAGAAGGAAGGGGAAACAAAUGUUGUGACUGUUGGUCAGGGAAGAGCUCCUCCAAGAAGGAGACCACAACAGUACCCACCUCAGCAAUAUGUUCAACAACCAGUUCCCUAUCAGCAACCCAUGUAUCCCGUCCAGUAUGCUCCGCAACCAUACGUGGCUGCCGUUACGCCCGCAUUCAAUCAACAACCUGCUCAGGCUUAUCAAGCGCCUCCAGCUUAUCGACCAGCUCCAGUUCAACAACGUGUUGCGGCUCCGCCAGCUUAUCAACAAGCACCAGCAGCUCCUGUUUAUCAACAACUGAGAGCUCAAGCGCCGAGGCAGAAUGCUCAAAACCAAAAUAGGAGACAAGGGGAAAGGGCGACCUUCAAUCCAAUCCCAAUGUCAUACACUGAGUUGUAUCCCUCCCUAUUGCAAAAGGGGUUGGUGGUUCCCAAACCUUUGGGACCUCUACCUGAUCGUCUUCCUCCAUGGUACAACCCUAAUGCACACUGUCCUUUUCAUGAGGGUGCCCCCGGGCAUGACCUAGAGGGUUGCUAUGCUCUAAAGCAUAGGGUUCGUGAGCUAAUUGAAAGUAAGAUCUUGUCUUUUAAGGACAUGGGACCGAAUGUGAAGAACAAUCCUCUUCCUCCCCAUGGAGAUCCUGCGGUGAACGCCAUUGAAGAUGCAUCUACUGUUGUUAUGGUUGAGAAGGUGGAGGAUGUUAAGACCCCUUUGGCAGCAUUCCAUGCCCGAUUGGUGGAAGCCGGCCUGGUUAAUGUUGAUCAUGACAACUGUGAAGAGUGUGCCACAUACCCGAAGGGAUGUCAGGUGGUACGAGACAACAUUCAAGAUCUGAUGGAUAAAGGAGUGCUUCAAAUAUCCAGUGUUGUGAAGAACGAAGACGUGUUGGUAAUUGAACCUUGUUUCAAUUUACCCGAACCAGUGGAAAUCCCUUACUAUAGCAGAAGGGUGGCGCCUGAGAAUAGUCAUCCGUCGCCUGUUGAAAUAUGUAUGCCCGCACCUUUUCCGUAUGAGAGCACCAAGGCAGUGCCUUGGAAAUAUGAGAUUACUGUUGUGGAUAAGGUAGUUGAUGAAAGUUCAGACGCUGAAGUGACAGAAGCUGUAAGUGAAGACGUCACCAAUAUUGCAGGAAUGAGCAGAAUGACCCGUAGUGGUCGAAUCUAUACGCCCGAAUUCAACGUGACUCCUCAGGGGCCAAACAAGGAAUCAACAGUUGCAGCUCCCACUAAAGAACCAGAAGUGGUCCAAUCCGAAGAUGCUGUUGAAUUCUUGAAGUUAAUCAAGAGAAGUGACUACAAAGUGGUGGAUCAACUACAUCAAACACCAUCUAAGAUCUCUAUUCUGUCUCUGUUAUUGAGCUCCCAAGCCCAUAGGGAAGCUUUGUUGAAGGUGCUUGCUCAAGCUCAUGUAACACAAAGCAUAACAGUAGACCAAUUUGAUGGAGUAGUUGCAAAUAUCACAGCCUGCAAUACUUUGAGCUUCAGUGGAGAAGAAUUACCUGAGGAUGGACAAAAUCACAACCAUGCUCCCCAUAUCUUGGUGAAAUGCAAAGAUGAUGCUUUGGCGAGAGUGUUGGUUGAUACUGGAUCUUCGCUGAAUGUCAUGCCAAAGAGAACACUCGCCAAAUUAUCUUAUCAAGGACCAGCUAUGAAGCCUAGUGCCUUGGUAGUGAAAGCUUUUGAUGGGGAAGUUACCUCCACCUUGCAUCAGAAAAUGAAGUUUGUAGUGGACAAUCAAUUAAUCAUCAUUUCUGGAGAGGAGGACUUUGUGGACCCUGUUGGGAAAGCUUGUUCAUCCUUCGCGUCUCUGAAAAGCGCAAAGUCUAGUAUUGAAGGAGGAAACCCUGAAGGUUGGGGUCAGCUUAUCGAUAUUCGUGAGAAGCAUGAUCGCUUUGGUCUAGGAUAUGUGCCUUCCGCUGCGAAAGGAGCCCGCGUCCCUACAAAGGACAACACCCGAAGCAUCCAGGAACUUCUCGGUCCUGAAUAUGAACUCUUGAAGAAGAAGUAUCUGGAUGAAUCUUCUGAGAGAAAACGACUUCACAAGUGCAAUACGAUUGUCUUCACGACGUUUCAUAUCCACAUGGCUACGUUCACGCUUCAUUUUCUACUACCUGCUGAUUCAUCUGCUGCUGAAGGUCCAUACAAGAUAUUCUUGUGUCUGGAACACGGGUUUCUGCCAGUUUUAGUUGCCCAAGAAGAACCGCCUUAG
Messenger RNA from Lathyrus oleraceus (garden pea), 3132 nucleotides. RefSeq lists its product as uncharacterized. The transcript is spliced from 5 exons. NCBI's taxonomy places the organism in Eukaryota, Viridiplantae, Streptophyta, Magnoliopsida, Fabales, Fabaceae. Gene Ontology annotation, biological process: proteolysis. The record is from RefSeq and is a predicted model, not a curated record. Gene Ontology annotation, molecular function: aspartic-type endopeptidase activity. Bases 1 to 3132 code for a protein of 1043 amino acids.